AUGUUCAAUGAAGUGUCCCGAGCUGCAGUCAGGGACUUCCUCAUCGAAUCACCCGAGUUUUCAUGUCUCAUUCCCCUCUACGAUCUCCUCUACUCCACACCCAACAAAUGCUAUUACUUUGACGACAAAAACGAACUCCAGUACUUCCUUCAACAAGAGGGCCAUGCACAGGGGUGCCCCAUUGCCCCUACCAUGUCGGUGUUCAACUUGUGCCUCCUCCUCAAGUUAGUCACAGAGGUACUCAAAGCCCGGGCUCAAGCCAGACUACAGAAUAGCCAAGUUGGAGAUGAUGGCAGAGGUACAGUUGGUUCUGCCCUGGAGUAUGUUGAUGACUCAUCCCUCUUCCUCCAUCCUUCAUAUAUCAUUCCAGUCUUAGAGACUUUCCAGGAACAGGGCAAACCACUGGGGAUCCAGCUGAACUUCUCCAAGACAAAGCUUCUCACCAGCACCACAGGCACUCCAUCUACCAAUCCAAUCAUCCAAGAAGCCCUGGCCUACAUCAAUGCCCAAGCUGGCAAAGAUGUCCAACCAGAAAUCACCACUGGAGUAAGAUUUUUGGGACAACCAAUUGGGUCUGAUGCUUUUGCUACGUCCUUCCUCACCCAAGCAUCCAAGAAAUACUCCACCAAUCUCUCCAAACUCCUCAACAGCUCCACUGACCUUCAUACCAAGUUCCUGCUCUUCCACAGUUGUGCCAUCCCAUCCGUCCAACACCUUCUUACAGCCGAUGUCUACCACCACUGCCAAGUACAGGAUGCCACCACCAUUGAUCCCUUCCACUGGCAGUCAACCUUCCAGACCUCCACCACCCAGGCCAAUCACAAAUUCAUUGCCCAACUAGCCUCUGUCCAUGCCUUGCCUCCCCACACUCUCCACAUCCUUCAACAUCCUGUGUCCUCUGGUGGCCUGGGCACCCGCAACAACAUCCUCUCUACUAUCCCCGCCUUCAUCGUUUCCACCACCCAAAGUCUCCGUUAUGCUACUGCUGGAAUCCCCACUGCCGACAACCAAAUCAUCACUAUCCCACCUACUCUCGGGCUCUCUCUUCAUGGCAAAAACCUUCUACUACGAUCCCUCUUUUCCACCUUUACACCAAGUUGGCUCCCCUACUUCUUCCCUUCUACAAUGCUACCAAGCCAUCUGACUCCCACAUUCACUCCACCCCCACCUUUGUCACUGAGUCCCAUCUCGCUCCAUCUCGCUGGCCUAGCCUCUUCCAUCUACAAACAAACACUGCCUCUAGUCUUUGGAAGCAUACCUUAA
Molecule: messenger RNA, 1263 nt
Organism: Seminavis robusta
Lineage: Eukaryota; Bacillariophyta; Bacillariophyceae; Naviculales; Naviculaceae
Source: the annotation of a GenBank genome assembly